Messenger RNA from Penicillium expansum, 327 nucleotides. RefSeq lists its product as uncharacterized. The record is from RefSeq and is a predicted model, not a curated record. NCBI's taxonomy places the organism in Eukaryota, Fungi, Ascomycota, Eurotiomycetes, Eurotiales, Aspergillaceae. Bases 1 to 327 code for a protein of 108 amino acids. The transcript has a single exon.
AUGUCGAGAACACCGUCUCCACAGAAGAAACACGUCCAAUCUGUGACUUCUGAUUAUCCAUGGAGAUCCGACAGCCCAUUCGGUCCACCUCAAGUAACGCGCUCCGUCCCCAGUGGCAUCAAAAGAAUCCGAAACACACUAUCAAAACUCUCACCAUCCGCCUUCGCAGAAAAAGAACUCCUGCGAAAAAAGAACCAGCGCAAAAGCCCCUUAACCAAGAGAAACGUCGACACCUUCGUCACUGAGCAGGAAUGCAAUGAAGCCUACAAGCCCAAUCUACACUCGCCCCAGAUCCAAGUCACCGAGUGGUUACAGCGAGUCUCCUGA